AUGUCGAAAGAAGUGAGCGAAGAGGGACAAACUCACAACCAUGGAAAAGACUACGUCGAUCCACCACCAGCUCCACUUUUCGACAUGGGAGAGCUCAAAUCCUGGUCUUUUUACAGAGCUCUCAUCGCUGAGUUCAUCGCUACACUCCUCUUUCUCUACGUAACCGUAGCCACCGUCAUCGGUCACAAGAAACAAACCGGUCCUUGUGACGGAGUCGGAUUACUCGGAAUCGCAUGGGCUUUCGGUGGUAUGAUCUUCGUCCUCGUGUACUGCACCGCCGGUAUCUCUGGUGGUCACAUUAACCCAGCUGUGACUUUCGGUCUGUUCUUGGCUCGUAAGGUCUCUUUGGUUAGAGCUGUUGGUUACAUGAUAGCUCAGUGUCUUGGAGCCAUUUGUGGUGUUGGUUUCGUGAAAGCUUUCAUGAGAACUCCUUACAACACUCUUGGAGGUGGAGCUAACACUGUUGCUGAUGGUUACAGUACGGGAACUGCUCUCGGAGCUGAGAUUAUUGGAACUUUUGUCCUUGUUUACACCGUUUUCUCUGCUACUGACCCUAAGAGAAGCGCUCGUGACUCUCACAUCCCUGUUUUGGCUCCACUUCCAAUUGGAUUCGCUGUGUUCAUGGUGCAUUUGGCUACUAUCCCCAUUACUGGAACUGGAAUUAACCCAGCAAGAAGCUUUGGUGCUGCUGUUAUCUUCAACAACUCCAAAGCAUGGGAUGAUCAUUGGAUCUUUUGGGUUGGUCCAUUCUUGGGAGCAUUAGCAGCCGCAGCUUACCAUCAAUACAUUUUGAGAGCUGCAGCAAUCAAAGCCUUGGGUUCAUUCAGAAGCAAUGCAACCAAUUAA
Arabis nemorensis is the source of this 846-nucleotide messenger RNA. NCBI's taxonomy places the organism in Eukaryota, Viridiplantae, Streptophyta, Magnoliopsida, Brassicales, Brassicaceae. The record is from the annotation of a GenBank genome assembly.